UUUGAGUUUCAUCCAAGGGAAACCUUGACACGUUUGUCUGAAUGAAAGAAACAAAUUUCACCAACUCUUUCGAAAAAUAAUCAAGAUCCGAAUAAGAGCGAAGGAAUAUGAAACAAUCUCAAUAUCCGCUGCAUUAUGCAAGUACAUCACAUAAGAUCCGGGCAUGAAUAUGACGACCAAUCGGAAAUAGAAAGGCGGUGCUGUACGAGCGUGAAGGCGAGGCGGAUUUCCCGACGAGUUUGGGCAAACUAAAAGUUGCAGAACCGAAACUGUAAUGCUGUGAGGAAAAAAAAGAAACGUAACCAAUGCGGCUUGCUUGUUAAGAGCUUGGAAGUUCUCUUCAGUUAGGUCCCAGGCAGUCAACACUGUGCAUCGCUUUUGGCGAAACCUCCUCGAACAAAAUGUUUGACGACAUAUCUCCCAGUAAUUCGGGAAGAGCUAGUGGCUUUGGCGAAAGCUUCAAAAUAUUGUUUAGAUGGAAAAACAGCGUUUAUCGUCUACUCUGGGAGCCGUUUUUGAUCUACGUGGUUUCCUACAUCACUCUGUCACUUAUCUACGAUUAUGUGCUGAGCGAUAGUGCAAGAAUUGAUUUUGAAGCUAUAGCAGCCUACUGUUCGAAAUACACUUCUUCACUUCCCAUCGUGUUGUUGCUGGGAUUCUUCACGUCGACUUCUAUGCAGAGAUGGUUUGCCGUGUUUAAUACCUUACCAGGAACGGCAAAAGUUAUUGCCAUAUUCGUUCUUGCGCUUAAGGAGAACGCUGCGGAGGGAGCUCAGAUGAUUCAACAGUAUUCUAGAUGGAUUUUACUGAGUUGGACGUUUACUUUCCGUUUGAUUUGUCAGCCCCUGAAAAAACUUUAUCCCGAUUUGCAAUCAUUGCAGAAUGCUGGUCUUUUACUUGAGCACGAACGGCUGCAGUUGGAGCAAGUGCAGUCGCAUCACGCUAGCGAGAGCGACCAUUACCUUUCGCUAGCCGUGCUGGACUGGAACCUCUCGAUUCUGAAGCGAUGCAACCGGCAGGGACUUUUCAUGAUUCCGGCCGACUGUAAUCGACAAGUGGACGCGUUGAUGGCCUUCAAAAAAAGUUGUUGCAACACUCUCAAGUUCUCUUCGAAGAAUAUCCCCGUGGCUCUCAUUCAGGUGGUGACAAUUACCGUCUACUCAAUCGGUCUUGCGUCGCUGAUGGCCAGAAAUUUAGCCGACAAGAAUCACGCCACCUCUUUUAUCACGGGCUACUUCCCGAUGCUCAACACCUUUCAGUAUUUUCUUUACCUUUCCUGGCUGAGAUUUGGAGCGAUGGCCUCCAAUCCAUUUGGAGAGGACGACGACGAUAUUGACAUAACGAAACUACUCCAGUCUCACAUAGAGGAUGCCGAGAGAUUGCAAGCGCUGUACAUUUCUAGUCCGGCAGAUGAGCUUGUGACGAAAUCGAUUGAAAAUCCAGCAAAGAAAUGGCCGGUGCAGAGCAGGUUGACGGAGCCGACGACGGAAUUGGUUUGACGGAAGUAUAAUGUCUGAUAGCAACGCCUUCUAGCCCCAGAUAAAGAGUCUCAGCUGUCCCCGCCCCUGUCUUACAGCUUUGUUUAUCUACCAGCCUCGCAUUAAUUUCAUUGGCUACAAACAACACCCUGGAAAAAAAGAGCUUGGUGCAAAACUAAUGGUGAACGCUUUUUAACUUUCUAUGCUUUUUUUUUUAAAAUGCAUUUUUAAUAUGCAUUUUUUUUUAUAUGCCGCCUAUACUCUAGUUCAUAUUGUUCCUAAAGAUGUUUUCGACUAAUAUUCUAUUUCUUCCUUUGUCGUCUAAUUGACAUCUAAUUUUUUUUUUACAAAAGAAAGAUAGGGAUGGUAUGCUAAUUUUUAUACUAACAACUGCCAUCUGCGCAAAUAACUGUUACAAACCAUAGCCACUGAAAGUAUUAUACACUGAUCUGAUUUACAAAA
Messenger RNA from Daphnia pulex (common water flea), 1940 nucleotides. Its product is annotated as bestrophin-3-like. The record is from RefSeq and is a predicted model, not a curated record. The transcript has 11 exons. Gene Ontology annotation, molecular function: chloride channel activity. NCBI's taxonomy places the organism in Eukaryota, Metazoa, Arthropoda, Branchiopoda, Diplostraca, Daphniidae. The coding region runs from base 402 to 1499 and encodes 365 amino acids.